CAGAGCCCGAGUCGCACGCUGCGCAGAGCCGGCCGCGCCAUGAGGGAGAUCGUGCACAUCCAGGCGGGCCAGUGUGGAAACCAGAUCGGCACCAAGUUCUGGGAAGUGAUCAGCGACGAGCACGGCAUCGACCCGGCCGGAGGCUACGUGGGGGAGUCGGCGCUGCAGCUGGAGAGAAUCAACGUCUACUACAAUGAGUCGUCGUCUCAGAAAUAUGUGCCCAGGGCAGCCCUCGUGGACCUGGAGCCAGGCACUAUGGACAGUGUGCGCUCAGGGCCUUUUGGCCAACUCUUCCGGCCAGACAACUUCAUUUUCGGACAAACCGGUGCGGGAAACAACUGGGCGAAAGGCCACUACACUGAGGGUGCAGAGCUAGUGGACUCGGUGCUGGAUGUAGUGAGGAAGGAGUGCGAGCACUGUGACUGUCUGCAGGGCUUCCAGCUCACCCACUCACUGGGUGGGGGCACUGGCUCGGGCAUGGGCACACUGCUCAUCAGCAAGAUCCGCGAGGAGUACCCCGACCGCAUCAUGAACACCUUCAGUGUCAUGCCAUCACCCAAGGUGUCAGACACAGUGGUGGAGCCAUACAAUGCCACCCUGUCCGUGCACCAGCUGGUGGAGAACACAGACGAGACCUACUGCAUUGACAAUGAGGCGCUAUAUGACAUCUGCUUCCGCACCCUCAAACUGACCACCCCCACCUAUGGUGACCUCAACCACCUGGUGUCUGCUACCAUGAGCGGUGUCACCACCUCCCUGCGCUUCCCUGGCCAGCUCAAUGCUGACCUGCGCAAGCUGGCUGUGAACAUGGUCCCUUUCCCCCGCCUGCACUUCUUCAUGCCCGGCUUUGCUCCGCUGACAGCCAGAGGAAGCCAGCAGUACCGGGCCCUUACGGUGCCAGAACUGACCCAGCAGAUGUUCGAUGCCAAGAACAUGAUGGCGGCCUGUGACCCACGCCAUGGGCGCUACCUGACUGUGGCCACAGUCUUCCGGGGCCCCAUGUCCAUGAAGGAGGUGGAUGAGCAGAUGCUGGCCAUCCAGAACAAGAACAGCAGCUACUUUGUGGAGUGGAUCCCCAACAAUGUCAAGGUGGCUGUCUGUGACAUCCCUCCUCGGGGCCUCAAGAUGGCCUCAACCUUCAUUGGCAACAGCACAGCCAUCCAGGAGCUGUUCAAGCGCAUCUCGGAGCAGUUUUCUGCCAUGUUUCGAAGGAAGGCCUUCCUGCACUGGUUUACCGGCGAGGGCAUGGAUGAGAUGGAGUUCACCGAGGCUGAGAGCAACAUGAACGACUUGGUGUCCGAGUAUCAGCAGUAUCAAGAAGCUACGGCCAACGAUGGGGAGGAAGCUUUUGAGGAUGAUGAGGAGGAGAUCAACGAGUAGCCAAGGUGCUUGUCUCAGGUGCAGAUGUUCUUUGGUUGAUGUGAAUGAUAACUCUAGUGGCUGCACAGCACACUGGUUUCAGUGGGCCCCUAGGGUCCUUCCAUGCAAUUAAAUUGAAUUAUGUGGAAUUAAGAAAGUACCUCAGAAUAACAG
Messenger RNA from Suncus etruscus (white-toothed pygmy shrew), 1533 nucleotides. It is a transcript of the gene TUBB6, whose product is annotated as tubulin beta 6 class V. The record is from RefSeq and is a predicted model, not a curated record. Gene Ontology annotation, cellular component: microtubule; cytoplasm. Gene Ontology annotation, molecular function: GTP binding; GTPase activity; structural constituent of cytoskeleton. The coding region runs from base 40 to 1380 and encodes 446 amino acids. Gene Ontology annotation, biological process: mitotic cell cycle; microtubule cytoskeleton organization. The transcript has 4 exons. NCBI's taxonomy places the organism in Eukaryota, Metazoa, Chordata, Mammalia, Eulipotyphla, Soricidae.